UUGGGUUCUGGGCUGGGCCAGCUUUGGAGUCCCAGGUUGAGGGGCGGGUGGGGUUUGGCCGUGGCUUAGGGCGGAGACCGCGGGAGGAGGAUGUGAGCUCACAGCCCCGGAUUGCUGGCGGGUAGGCAACCACAGCCCAGGGCGGCGCGGGGUCGGCUUGCAACCCAGCUGAGAGGAGAAGCGCCCCCGCCCCGGGACGGUGAGAGCCGGGUGCUGAGAGUAUGAGGCUCUGGCCUCCACUGGCCACUCACUCGUGAUCCUUCCACCACGGCGGAGCCUUCCAAGCCGACCUCCUGCCGUGUGGUGAUCUACCUGCAGCGGGAGAUGUCAGGGGAUACCUGUCUGUGCCCAGCCUCGGGGGCCAAGCCCAAGCUGAGCGGCUUCAAGGGAGGAGGCCUGGGCAACAAAUACGUCCAGCUCAAUGUCGGGGGCUCCCUGUACUACACCACCGUGCGGGCACUAACCCGGCACGACACCAUGCUCAAGGCCAUGUUCAGCGGGCGCAUGGAGGUGCUGACCGACAAAGAAGGCUGGAUCCUCAUAGAUCGAUGUGGGAAGCACUUCGGCACCAUUUUGAAUUACCUCCGAGAUGACACCAUCAUCCUCCCACAGAACCGGCAGGAAAUUAAGGAACUGAUGGCUGAAGCCAAGUAUUACCUCAUUCAGGGGCUGGUGAGCGUGUGCCAGACUGCUCUGCAGGACAAGAAGGACUCCUACCAGCCUGUGUGCAACAUCCCCAUCAUCACCUCCCUGAAAGAGGAAGAGAGGCUCAUUGAAUCCUCCACCAAGCCCGUGGUGAAGCUGCUGUACAAUAGAAGCAACAACAAGUAUUCCUAUACCAGCAACUCGGACGACCACCUGCUGAAAAACAUCGAGCUGUUUGACAAGCUCUCCCUGCGCUUCAAUGGCCGCGUGCUCUUCAUCAAGGAUGUCAUUGGUGAUGAGAUCUGCUGCUGGUCCUUCUACGGCCAGGGCCGCAAGCUGGCCGAGGUGUGCUGCACCUCCAUCGUGUAUGCCACGGAGAAGAAGCAGACCAAGGUGGAAUUCCCAGAGGCCCGCAUCUAUGAGGAGACACUCAACGUCCUCCUCUAUGAGACCCCCCGAGUCCCUGACAACUCCUUACUGGAGGCCACCAGCAGGAGCCGCAGCCAGGCUUCCCCCAGUGAAGACGAGGAGACCUUUGAACUGCGGGACCGGGUCCGCCGUAUCCAUGUCAAGCGCUACAGCACUUAUGAUGACCGGCAGCUCGGCCACCAGUCUACACAUCGCGACUGACAAGACCCUCAGGGAGUCAGGGCAUGGGACACCCUGUCUCCCGUCCUGUGGAGCCCUGCCCCGUUGGCCACCACGCUGCUGCUGGCUCGGUUUCUGCUCCAGUACCCAGAAGCAUGACAGGAGGGCAGAGGUCCUGGGCAGGAGAGGGACCACAUUCCUUUGCCCUGCUCCCUGAGUACUUCAGGAUGACCUACGUCCUGGACCCUUUGCUCACCCUUCCUGACAGGGAGCUGUGUCUGCCCCUGGGGCAACUGGGCUGACCUGCCCAUGUCCCAUGAGGACAGUCCCCUUGACCCCUUGCUGAGUGUCCUUUGGCUCUACUGAAGGGGCUACCUUUAAGGCCUCUGGGGAGGUCCGUGGGGAAUGGGCUCAUUCUGGUGCUGUGGAGACCCAGUUUCUUAUAGAAGGUGGGGCUUCUUUUUCCUUGAGGUCUUUAAGCACAGGCUUUAUAACUUUGGUUUUUAAAAAAUUACCUAGGAAAUGAAUAGCGUGAACUCUAAUAAUGAGGUGACUGGGCAUUUGUGCCACCCCUCUAGGGUGCCAAGACCCUGGGUAGGGCUGAACCCAUGGCCUUCCUUGAUGCCUUUGGCAUCUAUUUCUUUAAAGCACUUUGUACUCUUAUUCAGUUUGUGUUCUGCCCUGACCCACAUCAUCUUUUUCUGACUCUAACCCCUCUUCCCUGCAGAAUCAAUCUGAGAGGGGCUAGAGAAGCAAUAAAACAAAACAAAAAACUGACUAGCUUUGGCUUUGCUGGGCUGGCCAAGCAGCCAGCCCAGAGAGCAUGCAGGAAAGGAUAUUUAGGUUGGGAACUGUGGUCCUAAUGAUGCCCAUGAGAAAGGACAUUUUAAGGUCACAUAAUAGACUCCUAGGGCUUAACAUGAUUGCUCUUUUGGAUUCUCUUGCCCUCAGCUACAAGGCAUGCUUUUGCUUUGCUUUCUGGAAACCCAAAGGGCCAUUACAGGGGCCAGGAGCAUGAGCCACAGUGGGAAGGCAGUGGAGCCCAUAAGCGCUGAACUCGGAUGCCCAUCAGCUGAGGUCAGUGACCACCAGCUCCGUGUUCCCAGCAGCCCUGUGCAGAGGUGGCAUGUGCUUGGUUGUGGAGCUCCUGCCUGCCCCAUAUUACUGGUUUUCUGUACCCGCUGAGGAUGGUGGUUCUGCCCAGCGCUGAGUCUGGACAGAGGGUGAUGGGAGCAGCCUAAAUCCCUUCGGAGGCGGCUUAACGUGGCUGUGGAGCUGCCAAGCCCCAGCUCUCAGGCAAGGUGCAAGUUCCUCCUUGGGGCUUUUUCUCACUACCUGCUGUUUAGCUUGGCCCUUGGGAGACUGCUUAUCCAAAUUCUUUUCCAAAGGAAUACCAUCAGGGAGGGACUGUGCAGCUGGCCUAAGAAAAUGCCAUACCUCAUAGCUGCUGAGCAGUAGCUACUCUGAAAGGAGCACAGGUUAUUAGGCUCCUCUCCCCUGACAACUGUCACUCCAGCUAAGUGGCCUGCUUGUGGCCGACCCGAUGGAGCCUAUAGGCAAAUGCCAGGCCCACGGUUCGCAGACACCCACAAGGACCUGAAAUGACAUGAUGAGGCUGGGGAAGUGUGACUAACCAUGUAUUUUUACACUUGUCACAGCCUUGAAUGUGUAGAUUUUCCAGUGAGACACCCUGGUCAUCAGCUCAAAACACUUCUUCCAGCCCUGAGUGGAGUAACUAGAUGAAGACAAAUCUUUUUCUUUGGCCAGAUUCCGGCCUCUGGCUUUGUGGUUUUCCCACAGAGACUGGAAUGCUUUCUGCCUGAGGCCACUGGCCUAUUUCCUCUGCUAUCCUCCUGAGGCCCUCAAAUACUCAAAGCACCAGCUUCCCACUGAGGUAUUUUAGUGCUUGUUCUUUGACAGCCCCAGCCCCAGCCUCUCUGCUACUUUGACAUUUAGAUCCUCAGCUGUCUCAGUGGUGACUUGCCUUUCUUCCCAAGAAAGCACAAUAAUCCUGGACUGAUCAAAAAUAUCUCCCUGGUCUUAAGAAAAAUACUAACGUUUAAAUCACUGAAGUAAUCUUAGCUUCUUUAAUCAGACUUUGUGGCAUAAGGGUUGGGGGAAUUUUCUUUGCGCUUCUCAGCCCCAUUCAGAAAGCAGCUCUCAGCCAUGUGAAUUUUUCAACCUGGAGCAGCCCGCAGGAACGCAAACCAGGAGUGUGGAUGAAGAUCAAACCUUGUCAGUUUCUAGAAAACUGGAAGCCUGCUGUUUACCACUGGUACUGGGACUGGGCUUUUCUCCAUUUCUUAUCUGACCAGUGUCUGCCUAAAGGAUGGCCCAGGUCCUGCCAUGAGAGAACAUCCCCUUUGUCACUUACCUGCAAUCCCUUGUUGCUCAGCACAGGUGAAAACAAACACUAAUUUCUAAUAAAACUGUGUUACAGUG
Mustela lutreola (European mink) is the source of this 3675-nucleotide messenger RNA. RefSeq names its product TNF alpha induced protein 1 (gene TNFAIP1). The record is from RefSeq and is a predicted model, not a curated record. Lineage: Eukaryota; Metazoa; Chordata; Mammalia; Carnivora; Mustelidae. Gene Ontology annotation, molecular function: protein binding; ubiquitin-protein transferase activity. Gene Ontology annotation, cellular component: Cul3-RING ubiquitin ligase complex. The transcript is spliced from 7 exons. The coding region runs from base 325 to 1275 and encodes 316 amino acids. Gene Ontology annotation, biological process: protein homooligomerization; protein ubiquitination; proteasome-mediated ubiquitin-dependent protein catabolic process.